UGUACAAGAUUAGUUGUUUUAUUCUAUGUUCCUUGGUUGUUUGUUUAUAAUGAAGCUACGAAUGUGGUCCCGGUGAAGCCUGUAGCAGUUAUUGGCUGAAAUGAAAUUCGAUUAUAUGUAAAGCAUGAAAUGAGCUUCAUAGAAACAUUCUGUUUAGAAGAUUUCAGCUCUUAUUUGAUGACACACCAGAAACGUAGUAACAAAAUCCCAUCGUAAAGAAGAACCUUCAGAGAUGUCAGACAGGGCAACAUGUUCAUUAACAAAAGGAAGCAGCUGUUAGCGACUGCAUUAAUAAUUAUGCACUGCCUGCUUUAUUUCACUCAAAAUAAUCUGUGUUGGCACUGAGAAUAAUGGGUGUGCAAGUGACAUUUUUAUUUUUGGUGGUCUCAGUUGUGAGAACACAGGCAAAAGUUGGUAAUGGAGAAGCUGCCUCAGCCUGGACAUCCAAACUUGAUACAGAGAUACCAGCUUAUUGUAAUGUGCCACCAAAACAAGACUGGAACAUAGUAUCAUAUUCUGACAAGCAUGGGGACAUGGUGCCAUCUCUGGACCCAAGUGCAAUCUCACUUGACAAACUCUUUCACGUCUCAUCGUACCAGAUUCCAGAAGUAAUAGAAAACUUCUCAAUAUUUAAGACAAUAUCUGGUUGCACAUGUGCUGUGAAAGAUGAAACAGCAUUAUGUAAUGAGUUGCACCUGAAUCAGAUACCCUCAUGUGUUGGGAAUAAAUCUGCAGCAGUUAUUCUCAUAUCACGAAAGGUUUCUGGAAUUACUGCAGAAACAUUUAAAUACACUCCAAAUCUGGAAUAUCUAAACUUAACUAAAGUGGGUUUGCGACAGCAACUGUCAGCUGACAUGUUUUCGCAGUUUAAUAAACUGAAACAUUUGGCAAUACAAGACCAUGGGAGCAUGCCAGAGUUGCCAGAAGAUGUGUUUAAAGGACUUGGUGGAUUGGAAAGCUUGUACUUGUAUAACAAUGGAAUCCAGCUUCUCCCUCCUAAUAUUUUUGCACCACUGACCAAGCUGCGACUAUUGAACUUAGCUGAUAAUAAGUUCCGAAGGCUGCCAACAGGAAUAUUUGACAAGAAUUUGGAACUACGUGAGCUUAUACUGAAUGGAAACCAUUUGAAGAAUCGUUACAAUCCACACUUGCUAAGCCACAAUGCAGAACUUCGAGUGUUGCUGAUGAAAGACACACAAUCUUCUGAGCUAAAUGUAAAUUUGCUGGAAAGUACAACAAAACUACGAUGGCUUGAUUUGUCUGAUAAUUACUUAAAGCAGUUACCUGCAGCUGCACUUCAAAACUGUCAGAAGCUCAACCGUCUUGGUAUUACAGGCAACAGACUGGAAAAUCUUGACGUGGAGCUGCUUUUACAGCAUAACAUAGGUCUUCAGAGGUUGGAUCUACGCGGUAACGAGUGGAAUUGUAACUGCAGUAUUAUUCCUUUAAGUGGCUGGACUUUGGUCCGUGAAGAGGCAGUGGCAGGAAGGCCAGUUUGUCAGCAACCACCUGAAGUUGUGGGAACACCUUUACAAGAGUGGUUUUGUACCUAUGGUAAUGUAUGCACCACUUCUGAUUUGCAGAAAGACUUGAGUGAGUUUGUUGAAUUAACAGAAGCAAUAGCAGACAACCACACAUUUUUGGAACCAAGAAAUAUUUCACAUAUUAUUAGCAACUGUUUCUUCUUUGGCAUGUCUUCUGAACUAGGGUCUAGCAUUGACCUAGUUGUUGGGCAUUUUAUACAUUUGUUGGGUAAUAUAUACCAAAGAAAGCAUGGCACUGCCACUAACAAGAGGGGACCUGCUCCUCAAAUAGAUACUGCUGCACUUGCAAGACAAGAACCAACAUUAAGAUUCUCUUAUAUCUUUCAGAAUAUUCCUGAAAACUUAAAAGAGGCUGUAAAUGCUGGCUUAGAGGCUGAAAUUAUUUCAAUGUUACAUUCAAGUAAUUCUCAAGAGACUGCCCCCAGUAAUGCCACUUCCAGUGUCAGGAUAGUUAUAGGCCUUCGGGAAGAAUUUCGUAGAAUUUUCUCCGUAUAUCAGAACUGUUCUUUUCCUUUUGUGAGCAGAACUGAAAUGGAAGCAGCUUUUCCUCAGUCUUCAUCAGCUAUUGGAUUUGUAGAUGUGAGUCUCUACAUUUACUUAGCUGUAUUAGUAAUGUGGGCUCAAUAAAUGGAGCCACACAUCAUUGUUUUGGAUCCCCAG
Molecule: messenger RNA, 2204 nt
Organism: Schistocerca nitens (vagrant locust)
Lineage: Eukaryota; Metazoa; Arthropoda; Insecta; Orthoptera; Acrididae
Product: leucine-rich repeat-containing protein 15-like
Exons: 7
Coding region: 351-2171 (606 amino acids)
Cellular component (GO): extracellular matrix
Molecular function (GO): protein binding
Source: RefSeq, a predicted model, not a curated record